AUGGACGUGAUUUUCUAUGCAUCGUUGGGAGCGCCUGACUUUCCGUCGGUAAAGCAUUCAACGCCAAAGCUGCUUCGCAAUAUGGGUGGAGGUUCCUCCCGUCCGUCGCCGCCUCCGCGCGUCCCAAAGACGCUGCCGUCUACCACGAUUUGGAUCCAGCAUUUACCUCCACUCAUAUCUGAGACAACUCGUCAAGCGAUCCUGUCCAUCAGACAGAUACGCAGUCAAUACUUAACGGGGGGCAUAUCGAACAUCGCCCUCGAGGACUUGACGUCGCUCAUUGAGAGACUUGAGUUAUUGAUUGAGGAUGCUCGACACGUGGCCAACAUUCGGGACUACAUCACACUCUGCACAGAGGAGACCAUGCUGCGAUUAUUGAACGAUCAUGAACCGAUCUCGCAAAAGCUGCUUGAAAUUUCCCAUGCCGUAAAUCCAUUCCUUGGGUCACAGAGGACUGAUGCGGAGAGACUGGGGGCAGCCUCUACCUCAGGAGAAGAUGACAACCUGCCUAUUCCUUUUAGACCGUCUGAUACAUGCCUGAUAGAUGAGUCUGAGAAGGACCUCUUGGUCUUGUUGUAUUAUUGCAAUGUUGAGCUUCUCGAGGCUUCCGUCGAAGAGGCGCUGGGUCAGCUGUUGAAAAUGGCGAAAAAGUACGGCACCGUCAAGGACUUGGAUCUUCGCAAAGAAUCCCUUUCGGAAACCGAGAUCAAUAUUCACUGGAUCUUGUUCUACUUGGAGAAUAAGAUCUCCCUCGCGAUAGCCGCCGGUGGAGACCCACCCGAGUCUGGAGCCAAGCUCGACUUUGAGAGGAGCACUCGAAUGAGUCGAUUGUUGACGAUUUGUGAGAUGUUGCUCUCCGAGGGAAGAUUGGACCAAGUCUGCUUUCUCUUGAUACCUUUGCGGCGGUGCAUCGCAAGCCAGGACAAGACUUGGUGGCGGUCGAGGACAAGACGACUACUCAAAGGCAUCAAGAAGACGCGGGCCGGUAGGCAGAAGUGGCAUAUACAGCUUGCGGAUGAACAGCUGCUUUGUAUCAAGAGCCUGGAGAAUGAUGGCGGAAAGUCGUGGGGUUGGCGUGGUUCUUCCACGAUCCGGCCCGAGGCAAUUGAGAUGGGGAAGGUGAAGGGCGACUGA
Messenger RNA from Colletotrichum scovillei, 1134 nucleotides. RefSeq lists its product as uncharacterized. Bases 1 to 1134 code for a protein of 377 amino acids. NCBI's taxonomy places the organism in Eukaryota, Fungi, Ascomycota, Sordariomycetes, Glomerellales, Glomerellaceae. The transcript is spliced from 3 exons. The record is from RefSeq and is a predicted model, not a curated record.